Magnolia sinica is the source of this 1538-nucleotide messenger RNA. RefSeq lists its product as uncharacterized. The record is from RefSeq and is a predicted model, not a curated record. The transcript is spliced from 10 exons. NCBI's taxonomy places the organism in Eukaryota, Viridiplantae, Streptophyta, Magnoliopsida, Magnoliales, Magnoliaceae. Bases 31 to 1341 code for a protein of 436 amino acids.
UUCCAAACCCCUCACAUCUGUCGCUGAACAAUGUCCCCAGCCGCCAUGGAUCAACCUCCCCUAACUUACCGGCGCCGGGAAGAGCCGGAAUUCGACAUGAGAGAUGAGUUCUUGAAGGCUUGCAUUACAAGGGAGAAUACCAAUUCAAGAAGAUUCUCAGCUUCCAACUUAACUAGUUUUAGAGAAGAAGCUAAAUCAUUUAGACACCCUACCACUAUCUCUAGCACAGCUUCUUCUCCUGGUUACACCCCAAAAGAUCACUUCGACCCUUCUACGUAUUCGUUUACAGCUGCACUCAAAGCUUUGCAGGCAAGGUCAGGGUCAGGGUCAGGGUCUGGUUGGGAGUAUGUGUAUGGGAACCCUUUGCACUCAAAAUGGAAUGAAGCUGAGAGGUAUAUAUGCAAUCCCCUCUCAGGACAAGUUCCAUUGGAAUGCUUGUCUGCCAAAACAUUGAGCGGAAGGUCCUUUCCUACUUCAACUAGGAUUACUAAGUCAGCCCCUCUCGUAUUCGCACAUGCGCGUCUCGUGCAAACGCGGACUACCAUAACACAUGAGGAGGAAGAAGACGAAGAAACUCCCACGUCAGAGAUGGAGCCUAUUCAGAGGAUUGGACGAAAUGGACAGAUGACAAGAGAUGUGGGAACUCAAAGUACCCCACCUUAUCUUAGUUCAGGCAAUACUAGCCCUGAAUCAGCUCCACCCCUUAAAGAGAUACCACUGACAAGCUGUGAAGUAGUAGGAGGAGAGCCGUUAAGCUUUCAUUUGAAAUCAAAAGCAAUGGAAAAUCAGUCUAGAGGACAAAUGAAGGAACGGGCAUUGAUGAAAAGAUUACAAGAAAUGGACGCGGAGAAGGCGAAACAUCGGAUUCCAAUCGCACAAGGAUUGCCAUUGACUACUGAUAAACCUGAGGUAAUGGUACACAAACCUCCAGUAAAAGAACAGACCAAGCCAAUGGAUAUCAAGCUUCGCACACAGCAACGAGCUUCCCUACGGGCAGGAUUCAAUGAUCUGGUUGCAUUCAAGAUGAGUUGGCUGGAGUAUCAGCAAAAACAACUAGAGAAGAUGAAAAAGAUUAUUGAAGAAGAAGAGAUUAAGACAUUGAGGAAGGAAAUGGUUCCAAGAGCCCAACUGAUGCCUCUUUUUGAUAGGCCCUUCUUCCCUCAAAGUUGUGUGAAGUUAGUCUUGGAGUUGAAUUGUUAUAUAUACAUGGUUGGAUGUAUCAGAUCAAACAGGCCUUUAACGGUUCCAAAGGAGCCCAGCUUCUACAGGCGCAACUACUGCAGUCGAAAUCUCUAUACUUUCCAGCAGCCUCUUAACCAAAACAUGAAGCCUAUCAAGUGAUCAACGGCUGAGAUACGAUGAAACAAUCAUAGGGACUUUGUGUUCUCAUGGUGUGUGGAUCAUGUUUCAGGGUACUAAGAUUGUAGCUUAAAAAUCAAAUUAGUGGGGUUUGCAUAGAUUUGAAAAUUAAAUGAUCUUGUAAGCUUUUCCUAAUCCAUUUCAUUGUAUUUUACUGCUGCAAUUGUCUGUUUCUCUAA